AUGGCUCCCCCACAGCCCAAGGCGGCAGCUAAGCCUGCCGCAGCCCCCGCGGGCGGAGUUAAGAAGGCCAAAGUUGGCAAACCAAGAAACUAUGACCUGGGUAAUGGAGUUGUUCGCUUCUCCAAGACAAAGAUGUUCCACAAGAAGGCUAAGUACAAGUUCGUUGGUAAGAAGAACCCUAAGGCAGAAAAGCCCAAGAAGCCUACAGUUGUAGUGAAGCAGAUUGGUGGUGAGAAGAACGGAGGCACACGUACUGUCCUGCUGCGCCGUAGGAAAUCUUUCUACCCCACACAGGACAAGAUCGAGAAGCGCCCCCACCACCUUACAUUCAGUAAGCACGUCCGACGCACCCGGCCCAACCUCACUCCAGGCACCGUCUGCAUUCUGCUAGCGGGUCGUCAUGCUGGGAAACGAGUGGUACUCGUUGCUGUAUUACCUAGUGGACUACUGCUUGUUACUGGACCAUUUGAGUUCAACUCGUGUCCGCUAAGAAGGAUCCCUCAACGUUAUGUCAUCGGCACUUCCACUAAAGUAGACUUGGGAGACUUCAAACUGCCAGCACAUUUAGACGACGCUUACUUCAAGAAGAACAAGAAGAGCACCAAACGCAGCGUCAAACGCAAGCAGGGUGAAGACAUCUUCGCCACAAAGAAAGAGAAAUACGUUCCAUCGGAACAGCGCAAGGCGGACCAGAAGCUCGUAGACGAGGCGGUAGUGAAGGCAAUCGGCGCGCGCGCGGACAAGAAGCAGCUGCGCGGAUACCUGAAGUCAGCGUUCGGCCUGCGCUCCAGCCACUACCCGCAUCGGCUGCACUUCUAG
Chilo suppressalis (striped riceborer) is the source of this 819-nucleotide messenger RNA. Lineage: Eukaryota; Metazoa; Arthropoda; Insecta; Lepidoptera; Crambidae. The record is from the annotation of a GenBank genome assembly.